AGUAUCGCGAUACGUGGAAUUUGCCAUCUCGUGACCAGACUGCAAGCGGCGAGAGCUCUCGUUUGCGGGCGUCCUCUCUCUCUCUCUCUCUCUCUCUCUGUGCAGCUCGCUGACACACUCAGCUGGCAAACUUCUCAGCUGCUUUGCGGAGGUCUGCGACGUCCCGCGUAAGGUGGCGAGCCGGCCCGGCAUGAGAAGGAACGGCGCGUACAGGUUUCUGUCGGUGCUCUCCUGCUUUUUCAUCUGCGCGUUCCUGCUCUCGUUCGGCUUUAUCGUGUUUUACUCGAUGACGCAUGCGCCGUGAAGCGCCGCGGUCACAUGACAUCAACCCGGAAGUGGGGCGCUCCGCUUGCAUAUUUUGGCUGCCCAGUGUGUGCGUGUGGUCCUGAUGGCGUCUGGCUCCAGUCAAGUGGGGUCCUCCUCCACAGCAGACCUCAAGCUGCAGUUCGCGCCCUUCUGCAGUGCCCUGGAGGCGGGCUUCUGGCACCAGCUCACCCAGAAGAAACUGAAUGACUACAGGCUGGACGAGAGCCCCAAAUGCAUCAAGGGAUAUUACUAUAAUGGUGAUCCAAUUGGCUUGCCUACCCGUCUGACGUUGGAGUUCAGUGCGUUUGAUGUGGACGGUCCCACCCCGGCCCGCUGCUGCUCGGCCGUAGGAACCUUGUACAACACCAACACAUUGGAUGCCUUUAAGACCGCUGACAAGAAGGCUAUGCUGGAAAAAGAGGCGAAGGAGAUAUGGGAUGCCAUCCAGUCUGGAGCGGCAGUAAAAGAACCCUCCAUCCUGUGCAGGUUCAUUCUUCUGACUUUCGCAGAUUUGAAGAAGUACCACUUCUACUACUGGUUCUGCUUCCCUGCUCUGUGUUUCUUGGAGGGGAUACGGAUAAUCCAGCCGGCAUCGACCCUGGAGGAGGUUUUCUCAGCCAGAGAGAUCACAGCCCUGCAGGAGGCGUACGAUGGCCUCUGUACCAGGAAGGGAACCACUGCCAUCCCCUACUUCCUGAUGAAGAGCGUGGCUGACGGUGUGGAGGUGGCUCUGCUGGAGGACUGGGACCACUUCUUCACUGACUCCAGCAUGGUGACUGUGGGUGUCUAUGAUCCAUGCACUCUGUCCCAACAUCCGGGUUGGCCUCUGAGAAAUCUUCUGGUCCUCCUAGCUUACCGAUGGGGGUCUAGUCUGGACUCGGUCAGGAUUCUUUGUUUCAGGGACAGAACUCUACAGGGAAGUCGCUCGGUGCAGCACAGCAUCACCUUCCAGAUCAAACUACCAGAACUCCCCCUCAACUCAGCUUGUCCUAAAAGUGUUGGAUGGGAGAAAAACCCUAAGGGAGCCAUGGGGCCCAGGAUGGUCAACCUGAGUGAAUGCAUGGACCCUAAAAGGCUGGCGGAGUCCUCGGUGGACCUGAACCUGAAGCUGAUGAGGUGGAGGCUGGUCCCAUCUCUGGACCUGGACAAGGUGGUCAACACCAAAUGCCUUCUGCUGGGUGCCGGCACGCUGGGCUGCAACGUGGCCCGGACUCUGAUGGGCUGGGGGGUGAGACACAUCACGUUUGUAGACAAUGCGAAGAUUUCCUACUCAAAUCCAGUACGACAGCCUCUGUACGAGUUUGAGGACUGUCUGGCAGGAGGCAAGUCCAAAGCAAUGGCAGCCGUCGACCGACUCACCAAAAUCUUUCCUGGUGUGAAUGCAGAAGGGUACAACAUGAGUAUACCCAUGCCAGGCCACCCCGUGAAUUUCUCCGAGGCGACUCUGUCCCAGGCCCAGAAGGAUGUGGAGCAGUUGGAGAAGCUGAUCUCUCAGCACCAUGUAGUCUUCCUGCUGAUGGACACUAGAGAGAGCCGCUGGCUGCCAACCGUCAUUGCCGCCAGUCAGAGGAAGCUGGUUGUGAAUGCAGCUCUGGGCUUUGACACCUUCGUAGUGAUGAGACAUGGCCUGAAGAAACCCCCUGCCAAUCAGGAUCUGCCUGCAGGGACAGACUCCUCCCCCUCCUGUUCUUCCACUUCUUCUUCCUCGUCCACUCCAGCAGGAUCCAUCCCAGCUGUCCCAGCGUCCUCUUUGUUCUCCAACAUUCCGGGCCACAAACUGGGCUGCUACUUCUGCAACGAUGUGGUGGCACCGGGUGAUUCGACCAGGGAUCGAACCCUGGACCAGCAGUGCACAGUCAGCAGACCUGGUCUGGCCAUGAUCGCUGGAGCGCUGGCAGUGGAGCUAAUGGUAUCUAUUCUACAGCACAGCGAAAGUGGGUAUGCUGUGGCCAGCAGCAGUGAUGACAGAAUGAAUGAACCUCCUACUUCCCUGGGCCUGGUGCCACAUCAGAUACGAGGGUUUCUGUCCAGGUUUGACAACGUCCUGCCCGCCAGCCUGGCCUUCGACAAGUGCACCGCCUGUUCCCCCAUCGUGCUGGACCACUAUGAGAGGGAGGGAUUUCACUUCCUGUCCAAGGUGUUUAACUCCUCCCACUCCUUCCUGGAGGACCUGACCGGGCUCACACUGCUGCACCAGGAGACACAAGCUGCAGAGAUCUGGGACAUGAGUGAUGAUGAAAGCAUCUAACAGGCCGGUGGUGGACCAGAGGAACCGCCGUCUCACCUCUCGGACUCUUCUCUGUGUUUUGUGAGGGGUAAGACCUGUGAUGUCACAUCCACGCCACAGAUGGAGAGGAUGUGAUGACGUCAGACUUCAUGAAAGGACGGUUUCUACUCGGCAUCACGGUAAAGACGGGACCGACGACACACCCAGAGGGAAAUAAGCAGAAGAAGCCAGCAGGAGGUCUUACACCUGGAGUCAUAUGCGAGACACAAGCUCACGUUAGAGAAAAGAUAGCAGCCCUUUACAGAAGUCAUUAACAGAUAACCAGAUCGUCAAAGCAGAAACAAGAACCUUUAAAUGAAAAACUGAUAAGCCAGUUAAAUGUCCCAUCAAGCCGUCUUGUCAUCUGUUCACAUCGCCAGCCGAAGCUCCUCAGCAGAACAUCAGCAGAACAUCAGGAGAACAUCAGGAGAACAUCAGGAGAACAUCAGCAGAACAUCAGCAGAACACUCGAGGGCUUCACAGUCUGCUUCUCUGCUCACGUCUCCAUCGAAGGUGUAGCCUCAGAUGAACUGUGUUCAGAGCUCGGCCAAGAGAAAGUCGCCCAGCUAAUCUAAUGUACCAGAAGUCAGGCCGCUUCCGACAGUUCAAGUCCCUUCUGAUCUUCUGCCUGAAUCCGUCGACGUUAACUGGAAACUAACAAAAGAGCUCUUUCAAAAAGACUCCCAGCUUUUCUGCCACACAAACGGUUUGUAUGGAAAGACGCCGUCCGCCCGUCUACCCUCCGAGGGUCUGUAACGUGAUGAAGAUGAAGAUGAAGAUGAAGGGUCGACAGUUGACAUGCACGGCUUGUGUGUCCAGGGUCUUUACUCUUGUUUUGUUCCUUUAUUUUGUACUUUCUGGUGUCACAUCUGUGAGAACUACUUCCUUCUGUCUGUCACAAUAAAACAUCGUUUCCAACACAACACGCUGGUAUGACACUGGUAUUUCACUGGUAACUGGU
Lampris incognitus (smalleye Pacific opah) is the source of this 3533-nucleotide messenger RNA. RefSeq names its product ATG7 autophagy related 7 homolog (S. cerevisiae) (gene atg7). Gene Ontology annotation, molecular function: Atg8 activating enzyme activity; Atg12 activating enzyme activity. Bases 389 to 2554 code for a protein of 721 amino acids. Lineage: Eukaryota; Metazoa; Chordata; Actinopteri; Lampriformes; Lampridae. The transcript has 19 exons. The record is from RefSeq and is a predicted model, not a curated record. Gene Ontology annotation, cellular component: cytoplasm; phagophore assembly site. Gene Ontology annotation, biological process: autophagosome assembly; C-terminal protein lipidation; protein modification by small protein conjugation.